This is a messenger RNA of Sardina pilchardus (European sardine), 4201 nucleotides long. It is a transcript of the gene itprid1, whose product is annotated as ITPR interacting domain containing 1. The coding region runs from base 329 to 4000 and encodes 1223 amino acids. The transcript has 17 exons. NCBI's taxonomy places the organism in Eukaryota, Metazoa, Chordata, Actinopteri, Clupeiformes, Clupeidae. Gene Ontology annotation, molecular function: signaling receptor binding. The record is from RefSeq and is a predicted model, not a curated record.
GCCAGGGUAACAAGUCGUGUUACAACAUACAGCAGUUCGUCGUUUCCUUCGUUGCUCAGAAUGCUUACACUUCCAUACCCAAAGCAUACUUCUAGGAAUUAGAGCGCUCAAAGAUUAUUUGCAUGUUUCGCAGCAUAUCAACGUGAAAAAACAAAUGAGAGUGUGUUGUUCCUUGUAUAAACUUGAGUGACGGACAGGCAGUACAGUGUAAACGAAAGCUAUAUCUCCAUGUAUGCCAUGGUAACAAAUUCGCAAACCUUUCCAAGAUGCGCAUCUGCCACUGGAAUGAAAGGCCUUUCCCAUUCUAAUCACUAACUGAAGUUAAGCAAUGGCCGCUGACACAGCUGCGGAGAAAAGGGCAAACCUGCUCGCCUCCAGGGCGAGAUGGGGGAAGGCACACAGACCUGCUGACAAGCCCCCAAACACUGGAGGAACAGGAGACUACAAGCAAGACAGCAUCCAGCAGUGGCUUAUUUCCAUUAACAGGGUUGAUGAGAAAGUUGAACCAGUUCAGAAGUCUGCAGCGGAGCCUCUGCGGAGAAAUGCUAGUGCUGAGGAUGACUUAGUGCUGGGCGUGGAAGCAUCUAUAUAUGGUAAUCCAGGAGCCAGGACUGUCAAGGAGUUUUUGCGGUCGUCACUGUCCAGCUCUACUCUACCCCGGUGGAACAGCUUGACCUCAGCCUUCUCUACGCAGUCCAGCCCAUUGAGUGUCAUGGAUGUGCUGAACCUGUGGAGCGAUGACCCUGAGGAGGUGCUGUUUGACCUCGGUUUCGGCGUUGAGGAACCGGACAUCACGGGACGGAUCCCUGCCCGCUUCAUCAACAACCAGUCCCAAGCCCGCGGGAUCAAUCUACAGGUGUUUCUGGACGCCCAGAAGAACCGUAUGGACAUCGAAAACCCAGAUGUCAGAAAUCGAUUCCGGCAGUUGGAGGUUCUCCACCAGGUCACCACUGCCUUCAACUCCCUGGUGGGCGGAGGUGCCGGUGGGGGUCCGUCGAGCUCGCAGGCGGCCCUGGCCAACAUGUCCCCCGAGGCGCGGGAGAAGAGGAAGCGCAUGGGCAUGCUGCUGCGCCGGGCCUCCAAGAAGACGCUGACGCAGGCCAGGGCCUCCCAGGAGCGGCCGCUCAGCCCAGUCGCAGACUCCCCCGCCGACCCUACAGCCGACCCCGAGCAGCCCGCACCACCGCCGACGCCUGUGGCCACGCACCUGGCCGAGAAGCGCGGCGUCCUCAAGCGCUCCAGGACGAGCCUGGUGGAGAACGGCAGCCUCGCCCCUCUGGUGGAGGAGCAGGGGCCUCUCCAGGAGCCCUCCGAGGUCCAGCCCCAGACCGUGGUGUCGCCCUUGGGCCUCCAAGAGAGCCCUGCCAGGCUGAGGGGCAUCAGGGAGCCCCGGUCCCUGGUUCCUACCCCUCCACUCAGGAAGAGGAGCCCAGGAGAGCCCAUGGAGUCUUUUGAACUGGAGGAGAUCCAGAGCUUCGAUGAGGGCAGUGUGUCUGGCAGUGUGACUGGGAUGGCAGACUGCAUAGGCGAGAGUGAACGCGGGUUCCUGUCACGAGGCGAGUCCAGCGUGGUCCGAACCAACAGCUGCCAGUCGGACAGUAGCGGGUUCUUGGAAGAACCUUUCAUCCCCGUCGCGUCCCAGGCUCCCUCCCCAGGCCCGGAGCUCAUGAAGGCGCUGAAUGCCAUGUCUAGCAGCACAGAGAGCCAGGGGACGCUGAGGGGAAGCCAGGAACCCUCGCCCACCUCGCCCACCUUCCCCGACCCCCUCUUCUCCUCGCUCCCUCCCGCGCCCCACCCAGACGCCCCCACCUCCGACCCGGCCGAGUCCACCGCAGCUCCUGCGGGCGAGGAGAGGCCGGCGACCCCCCCAGACGCCCCCCCGGAGGUGCUGCCUGCGGGUUCGUCCGUGGACCCGACGGGCGGCGAAUACGACGCUGCUUCUGCUGAGGUCAGAGAGGAUGCCAGUGCCAUGGGCGCUGACCAGUCCUGUCAGAAUCUAGAGUGCGUUGGCUGUGUGAACACUGACAGCCGACGGUCCAGUUAUACUGCGGAGGACCAGUCCUGUCCAUUCUUAGAGUCCUGUCAGAACUUAGAGUGCGUUGGCUGUGUGAACACUGACAGCCGACGGUCCAGUUAUGCUGCGGAGGACCAGUCCUGUCCAUUGUUAGAGUCCUGUCCGAAAUUAGAGUGCGUUGGCUGUGUGAACACUGACAGCCGACAGUCCAGUCAUACUGCGGAGGACCAGUCCUGUCCAUUGUUAGAGUCCUGUCAGAACUUAGAGUGCGUUGGCUGUGUGAACACUGACAGCCGACGGUCCAGUUCUGCUGCGGAGGACCAGUCCUGUCCAUUCUUAGAGUCCUGUCAGAACUUAGAGUGCGUUGGCUGUGUGAACACUGACAGCCGACGGUCCAGUUCUGCUGCGGAGGACGUGACAUGUGAUGGGGCCAGUGUGACUGCUGAGAGCCCGGAGGGAGGUGAACAACCUUCAUCUGAACUGGACAAUGAGCCACGGCCGCACGUCAGGGAACGUGCCAUCAGUGUGGUCCUUGAACCAACGCUCAAUGAAGAGGGUGUUAGUAAUGUACGUGAUGAAGGCUCGACCGGCGAGGUCUCGGCUCGUGACGGAGUUGUCAGUCUGAUCGUGAGUGUGAGUGCAAUAAAGGAACGUGAGGUGAGUGAAUGUCGCGAGGCUGAGGAGGAGGAGGAGGAGGGUGUGGAGCGUGUGGUUAGUCAGCAAGCUGUGACCGAGCAUGUGCAGUGUGAACCUGUGGUCAGUGAGACAGCAGACAGUCAGAGCAAGGCAAGUGAAUCUGCGGCUUGUACCGUAAAUGGCAACGCUAGCAAGAGUGUGGUUAGCAAAUGUGAGAAUGUUAGCGAACACACUGUCAGGGAAGAUGCGCCAAACCAAGGCGCACAGAUGUCCACCACAGAAACAUCUCAACUUGUAGACUCCCAUGAACUUUCAAAUGGCUCAUCGGUUGACGGGGAUAGUGCACUUAUGGAGGGGACGUCAGUAGACGGAGAUAGUGUCCCUAUGGAACCUUCCAGAACAGACGGAAGGCCUCGUCUUCCGGGACGGUCGGUGUCGGUGCAGAUGCGCUCGUCGCUGGUGCCCGCUUCCCAGACUGCCCUUAGGAAAGGCGUCGCCCAAGACACUCUCAGUGAUGUGGCACAGAGGCGGGACGCUUUCUCCAGGAGGGCGUGGUCUGAAGCCGAAAUGCCCCCGCCCGCCCCACAGAGCCUCGCCGAGGAGAUACCAGAGCUGGCGUCCACCGGUCCGUUUUGGCGAUCCCGGGACAGCUCGCAAGGGUUCGGAAAGUUCCAGACGCGGUCGGUCUCCUUGGAUACGGGGCUGUCGUGGGAGGAGGACGACGGGCGGCUGGAUGGCGUGCUGAUGGCGGGCAGAGCGGCUCGCAGGUGCCAGUGCCAGUGUCUCUGCUGCACACAGCACGGCCCACACACAGACCUGUCACAGCCAGCCUCCGCUCUCCCCUAUUCUCUGGACGAGCUGGAGGGCAUGGUGCGGGGCGUGAAGAGGUUCCGCGAUGUCCUCACCGACGUGGAGGAGCGGCUGGGUCACGAACAGGCCUCGGUGUACGAGGACCUCUCAGUCACCGACAGGGAGGAGGUGAGGGACGUGCUGGAGCUCAGGGCUGCGGUCAAGCAGGAGGCUCGGGAGCUAGAGCUGCAGCUGGCUGACCUGGUCCAGCACUACGACGGCAGCGUCAAAAUGAAGAUCAGCAGGCUUCUGGAUGAACAGUCUCAUCUCUGCUCUCAGCUGAAGAUACAGCCCUCAGAUAGGCCCCGCCCAUAUCCCGCCUCCAGCAGAAGUGUGGCCAUUCAGUGUAGCCUGCUGCCUGUGACGGACACGAUUGACCCCCAGCCCCCUCCCCAUGACUUAAGUCGCAGCACAAAGCAAGGCAAGCUGGACUUCGUAGGGUUCAUCCAAAAUCUGAAGAAUUCGAUCCACCAGUCCAUCAGUAAUGACUCGCUGGAGUGAAGCUAAAUAAGCUAUAUGAUCCGCUGCCAACUUGAAGAUGUCUUCCUCUUGAAACUAAUUUAUUCCCUCCAACAAUUGCCUUCGUCCGCCUACUGCCUUUUUAUUUUUUAAUGAGGACGAGAGCGCAGUCUUCCAAGCACAAGAAAGUCUUCUGUUCAAGUCCAAUUAAAGCAACUUAAAAAACAAGUCCUCCAUGCCUGU